Artibeus jamaicensis (Jamaican fruit-eating bat) is the source of this 11568-nucleotide messenger RNA. RefSeq names its product remodeling and spacing factor 1 (gene RSF1). The transcript has 17 exons. Bases 220 to 4602 code for a protein of 1460 amino acids. The record is from RefSeq and is a predicted model, not a curated record. Gene Ontology annotation, cellular component: RSF complex. Lineage: Eukaryota; Metazoa; Chordata; Mammalia; Chiroptera; Phyllostomidae. Gene Ontology annotation, biological process: regulation of DNA-templated transcription.
GCACAGAACGUCUCUCUUUCCCCCAUCUGACUCGGUUCUCUACUGCUCCCGGCCGCCGUUGUAUUGUGGGAUCGCGGCGCCUUGCCCGAGAAGCUCGAAUCCGGCAGAGGAGUCCACUAGCUAGCGCCUCCUGUCGUCUGCAAAGCUGCCUUGCCAUUCCUCGGCACCCCAGCUCCCCCCCACCCCCGAAUCGCCUCCUCCUCCAUCCUCCAGUUCAAAAUGGCGGCGGCGGCGGCAGCGGCAGCGGCAGCGGCGAUGGCUUCUCAGGGCUGCCCGGGUUCGUGCCCCAACUUCGCUGUGGUGUGCUCCUUCUUAGAGCGCUACGGGCCGCUGCUCGAUCUGCCUGAGUUGCCGUUCCCUGAGCUGGAGCGGGUGCUGCAGGCGCCGCCGCGGGACGUCGGCAACGGAGAAGUACCAAAAGAAUUGGUGGAGCUCCAUUUGAAGUUGAUGAGGAAGAUUGGCAAAUCUGUUACAGCAGACAGAUGGGAAAAAUAUUUGAUCAAGAUAUGUCAAGAAUUUAAUAGCACCUGGGCAUGGGAAAUGGAGAAGAAAGGCUAUCUUGAAAUGAGUGUUGAAUGCAAAUUAGCACUGCUAAAGUACCUCUGUGAGUGUCAGUUUGAUGACAAUCUCAAAUUCAAGAAUAUUAUUAAUGAGGAAGAUGCUGAUACCAUGCGUCUGCAGCCAAUUGGCCGAGACAAAGAUGGCCUCAUGUACUGGUACCAGCUGGAUCAAGAUCACAAUGUCAGAAUGUACAUAGAAGAACAAGAUGAUCAAGAUGGCUCAUCAUGGAAAUGCAUUGUCAGAAAUCGAAACGAGUUAGCUGAGACCCUUGCACUCCUGAAAGCACAGAUCGAUCCCGUGCUAUUGAAAAGCUCCAGCCAGCAAGACAACUCUUCCCGGGAAAGUCCCAGCUUAGAGGAAGAAGAGACUAAAAAGGAGGAAGAAACACCUAAACAAGAGGAACAGAAGGAAAAUGAAAAGCGGAAAAGUGAAGAGCAGGCAGUAGAUUCAGAAAAUCGUUCUACACCCAAUUCCCUGGAAGAAACUACCGUGAAAAUAGAAAAAGAAGAUGAAAAGGAACUUGUAAAACUGCCAGUAAUAGUAAAGCUGGAAAAGCCUUUGCUGGAAAGUGAAGAAAAAAAGAUUAUCAAAGAAGAAAGUGAUUCCUUCAAGGAAAACGUCAAGCCCAUUAAAGCUGAAGUGAAGGAAUGUAGAGCAGACCCUAAAGAUACCAAGGGUAGCGUGGAGAAGCUUGAGCCGGAGAGGCUAGAGUUUGGUGUCAGUGUGAAAUCUCAAGAAAUUACUGAGAAGUCCUCCGAAGAAACUGAGAAACUUAAAAAUGACCAGCAGGCCAAGAUACCACUGAAAAAACGAGAAAUUAAACUGAGUGAUGAUUUUGACAGUCCAAUCAAAGGACCUUUGUGUAAAUCAGUUACUCCAACAAAAGAGUUUUUGAAAGAUGAAAUAAAACAGGAGGAAGAGACUUAUAAAAGGAUUUCUGCAAUCACUACUUUGGGUCAUGAAGGGAAACAGCUGGUAAAUGGAGAAGUUACUGAUGAAAAGCUAACUCCAAAUUUUAAGACAGAACAAAUGGAGACAAAGUUUUAUGAUACCAAGGAGGACAGCUGCAGCCCCUCCAAGGAUAAAAGUGUCAUGAUGGAGGGAAAUGGAGCAGAGUCCUUAAGUUCUGUCAUAACCAGUAUAAAAAUAGCUGAUCUUGAGAAAGGAGUGGUCCCUUUAGGGAAAGAUGGAGAAAGUUCAAUAGCAGAUUUAGAAAUCCAGAAUCAAAAAGAGCAGGGAGAGGAAACUGAUCCUCUAGAAAUGGAGACCUCUCUUGAGGCUGCUGAAAUGGCAAAGGAUCUCUCUUUACAAACUGCUUUAUCUACUGCCGAAUCCCAUACCAUGAAGGUUGAAGAGAAAUCUCCCAAAAGUAAGAAAGAUAAGCACCCACCAGUCCUAGAAUGUCUUGAAAAGUUAGAGAAGUCCAAAAAGACUAUUUUUGAUAAGGACACACAAAGAUUGAGUCCAAUACCAGAGGAGGUUCCAAAGAAUACUCUAGAAUCAGAGAAGCCAGGCUCUCCUGAGGCAGUUGAAACUUCCUCACCGUCUAACUUGAUUGGCCAUUGUGAGAAACCAGCCUCAGAGAAAGAAGUGGUAGAGCGUCAGAGCACAAGUUCCACCGAAGGUCAGUCUGCGGAACAAACAGACCGAGAACUUUUAAAAGAGGAUUCUGAACCCAUGAAGGUAGAAGUGGUUAACCCGGACAAUGCCCAGACUCCUGGCACAGAGGACUCUUCUGAGACCAAAGGCUCUAUGCCAAAAAGCAAAUUUAAAUAUAAGUUGGUUCCCGAAGAAGAAACCACUGCUCCAGGAAACACGGAGAUAACUUCUGAAAGGCAGAAAGAGGGCAUCAAAUUAACAAUUAGGAUAUCCAGCCGGAAGAAGUCAGAUUCUCCUCCCAAAAUUCUAGAACCAGAAAUCAACCAAGAGAAGUCAGAAAAGGAAGAAGAGAAAACAAAUGUGGUUCGUACUUUAAGGAGGUCUCCAAGAAUAUCUAGACCCACAGCGAAAGUGGCUGAGAUCAGAGAUCAGAAAGCUGAUAAAAAAAGAGGGGAAGAAGAUGAAGUGGAAGAAGAAUCAGCAGCUUUGCAAAAAACAGACAAAAAGGAAAACUUGAAAAAAAUCGACAAAGAUACAAAUUUUAAAGUAAGCAAGGUAAAAACCAAAGGCAAAGCUCGAUGGACUGGUUCUCGAACACGUGGCAGGUGGAAGUAUUCCAGCAAUGAUGAAAGUGAAGCGUCUGACAGUGAAAAAACAUCUGCAGCUUCAGAAGAGGAGGAAGAAAAGGAGAGUGAAGGAGCCGUCCUAGCAGAUGAUGAUGAACCAUGCAAAAAAUGUGGCCUUCCAAACCAUCCUGAGCUAAAAGCAGUAUGGUGUGAUGGGAAAAGCAUGGACCAGACAGACUUGGCAGCAGAUCCUGCUUCCACCACUUACCAGAUUCUUCUGUGCGACUCCUGUGACAGUGGGUACCACACGGCCUGCCUCCGACCCCCGCUGAUGAUCAUCCCCGAUGGAGAGUGGUUCUGCCCACCUUGCCAGCAUAAACUACUGUGUGAGAAAUUAGAGGAACAAUUGCAAGAUUUAGAUGUUGCCUUAAAGAAGAAGGAGCGUGCUGAACGAAGGAAAGAACGCUUGGUGUAUGUGGGUAUCAGUAUCGAAAACAUCAUUCCUCCGCAAGAGCCAGAUUUUUCUGAAGAUCAUGAAGAAAAGAAAAAAGAUUCAAAAAAGUCCAAAGCAAACUUGCUUGAAAGAAGAUCAACAAGAACACGAAAAUGUAUAAGUUACAGAUUUGAUGAGUUUGAUGAAGCAAUCGAUGAAGCUAUAGAAGAUGAUAUCAAAGAGGCUGAUGGAGGAGGAGUUGGUCGGGGAAAAGAUAUCUCUACCAUCACGGGUCACCGUGGGAAAGACAUCUCUACUAUCCUGGAUGAAGAAAGAAAAGAAAAUAAACGACCCCAGAGGGCUGCAGCUGCUCGCCGGAAGAAACGCCGGCGAUUAAAUGAUCUGGACAGUGACAGCAACCUGGAUGAAGAAGAGAGUGAGGAUGAAUUCAAGAUCAGCGAUGGCUCUCAAGAUGAGUUUGUUGUAUCUGAUGAAAAUCCAGAUGAAAGUGAAGAAGACCCGCCAUCUAAUGAUGACAGUGACGCUGACUUCUGUAGCCGAAGACUGAGGCGACAUCCCUCCCGGCCAAUGAGGCAAAGCAGGCGAUUGCGGAGAAAAACCCCAAAGAAAAAGUAUUCUGAUGACGAUGAGGAGGAGGAGUCUGAGGAGAAUAGUAGAGAUUCUGAAAGUGAUUUUAGUGAUGACUUGAGUGAUGAUUAUGUAGAAACUCGGCGAAGGCGGUCAAGGAGGAACCAGAAAAGACAAAUUAACUACAAAGAAGAUUCAGAGAGUGACGGCUCCCAGAAGAGUUUACGACGUGGUAAAGAAAUCCGACGGGUUCACAAGCGUAGGCUUUCCAGCUCAGACAGUGAAGAGAGCUAUAUGUCUAAGAACUCUGAAGAUGAGGAGCUAACUAAAGACUCAAAGCAGUCAGUUCGAAAACGGGGUCGAAGCACAGAUGAGUACUCAGAAGCAGAUGAGGAGGAAGAGGAAGGCAAACCAUCCCGAAAACGGCUACACCGGAUUGAGACAGACGAAGAGGAGAGUUGUGACAAUGUUCAUGGAGAGGCAGGUCAGCCUGCUCGUGACAGCCAGCCCAGGGUCCUACCCUCAGAGCAGGAGAGUACCAAGAAGCCCUAUCGGAUAGACAGUGAUGAGGAAGAGGACUUUGAAAAUGUAGGCAAGGUGGGGAGCCCAUUGGACUAUAGCUUAGUGGACUUACCUUCCACCAAUGGACAGAGUCCUGGCAAAGCCAUUGAGAACUUGAUUGGCAAAUCAGCUGAGAAGCCUCAGACCCCUAAGGACAACAGCACGGCGAGUGCAAGCCUGGCCCCCAAUGGGACAAGUGGUGGGCAGGAGGCAGGGGCACCAGAAGAGGAGGAAGAUGAGCUUUUGAGAGUGACUGACCUUGUCGAUUAUGUCUGUAACAGUGAACAGUUAUAAGACUUUUUUCCAUUUUUGUGCUAAUUUAUUCCACGGUAGCUCUCACACCAGCGGGCCAGUUAUUAAAAGCGGUUUUAUUUUUCCUAGAAAACUCCACUACAGAAUGGCUUUUUAGAAGAAAAAUUUCAACAAACCCUAAAGUCUUUCUGUGAAGUGACCAGUUUUGAACUUUCAAGAUAAAUAAUUGCUGUAAAUUCCUUUUCACUUUCUUUUUCCAAGUUCAUGGUCCUUGGUAAUUUCAUUCAUGGAAAAGAAAUCUUAUUAUAAUAACAACAAAGAUUUGUAUAUUUUUGACUUUAUAUUUCCUGAGCUGUCCUGACUUUGUGAAAAAGGGUGGAUAAGAAUGCAUUCCGAAUCUGCAAGGGCCCAAAACAGAAUUAGGGGUGGGAGAAAGCACUUGUGCUUUAGCUUUUUCAUAUUAAAUAUAUAUUAUAUUUAAACAUUUGUGGCAUAGAUGAUGAUUAACAGACUGUUUAAAAGGUCAAGUCUGUGUUGUUGCAGUUUGAUAAUUGUAGAUAACAUCAAACGUAAGUCAUUUAGUAACAGCAUUCAUGAAAUCAACUUGUUUACUAUUGGAGAUAACCACACUUGAUAAAGAAGAGACCGAGAAAAUACCAUCGUUUAAGAAAAACUAACCUAAGUUUGUUAUAGUGGAGUAUCUUGUUUUAAAAAAAAAAAAUCAUCUGAAAAGCAUUUGUAUAGUAAAAUGUAUAAUGAAGCUUUGACAACCAGAUUGUGCUAGCAACAGAUUUUUUUAAAACAGCUUUAUGCAAUGGUGGUGAGGUGGCCUCUAAUACACUAUCAUGGAGAGUUAUUAGUGACGUGAGUGUGGUCUUUUUUAAGGCCCAGGUAGACUGUAAACUUUGCCUAUAGUGGAACGUCUUCUGGCCACUUAUUUAAAUAUAUGAAAUACCAUUUUGAAACAAAUACAUCUAUACAUAACAUACAUGAAGAGAUAUUAGGCUGACAGUGGUAUUUUAGCACAUUUGAAGAAGGGGAAAGGAUUUUCAGGUGAAUUUUAACUGGUCUAUUCUUGCCCUUAGUAUCUACUUCAAAUUGAAGUCUACAAACAAAGCAGUUCCUUUGGGAGGUUUUGAGUUUGAGUUUUAGCGUGUGUGUGUGUGUGUGUGUGUGUGUGUGUGUGUGUGUGUGUGUGUGUGUGUGUGUUGAAAUUUCUUAUCUGCCUGGAUAUAUUAGCAGGGUUUGAAUGUAGUUUUGGCCUUUGGCCAUUAGACUUCUAUUAAAAUUCAUUAACAGUCACAUGACCAACAGUUGAUUGAAAACCGCCAAUGUACUUUAAUAGGCAUGACAUCCAUUUCAAACAUCUCAAAACUUAAAAAAAAAAAGUAAGCCCUUUGUUUCAAGAAAAGGGGUUUGUAACUAAAUAUCUAACAUGUAAUUGACACUAAAAUGCGAACUUUGUCUUAGUUUCUGUUACAGCUGUAAAAUUUCAGGCAGAGCCAUAAAUAACAUUGUACAAAGUGUAGCACUUGUGAUUAAAUUUUGCCUGUCAAAUUCUGAAACCUUCAGCCAUUACUUCUGUGAAUACUUUUGCCCUGGGAUUUGGGUUUUUUCUGUUCCAGUGUUGUCUGUUGCCGGCAAUGGACACACCAUAUCUGCUGCUGGCCCAAGGAACUUCAUUUAUUUUUCUUUCCAAAUUAAGCAUUGUAUGUGCUAGUCAGUGUAUAGUAAAGCACUUCUCUUUUUUAUUAUUAAAAAGCUGGCAUUAGACUUGCAUUAUAAAUACCUCUCUAGAAACUUUAUACUCCUUUUUUUCCUUCCUCAACAGGUGUUGCCCUUAAAUCUUAUCUUAUUGGCCUUGAAAGUUUAUAGCUGUUGUUUUCAGUUAUUGGUUCUUUUGUUUGUUUUGUUUCACUUUAGUUCUGUAGUACCUGCCGAUUAAUAUUUUUGCUUUGAUUCUAGCAAUGUAUAUGUAUCUGUAUAAAAAUAAAAUAAUGAAAGCAGCCUAAAAUUAGGGUGCACAAAUAGCAUGUGGUUCCAAGUAAAUUGUGAUUUUUAUUUUGAGACAAUGUUCCACUGGAAGGGAGGGGAAGGGCUUACAUUCAUAGACAGUAGAGCACAGCGCUAUGUAAGGAGCCACAUUCAUUUACAGGCCUCCUUUCUAGCUAGGUUCGUUUUCAUUUAUUUGAAAAUCUGUAAAGAAUGUUAGCUUUUCAAAACUAAAACAGGCUGGCAAGAGAAGGAUUCCUACUAGUGCAAGGUAAGUGGUCAGAAUGUGCCAGUAGCCUGGCCUGUGUCCAGUCUCCCUCCACUAUUUUAGUCCUAAAGCUGGUAAAGCCACUACUGCGUGGAAACUCCCUUGUACCCUGUUUCUACCUCUGGACACACCAGCUCCUGCUUCUACCUAUUCUGUUUAGUUAAGAAAAUGAUAAAAAGUAUUAAGUGGGUAGAUUAUUUCUUUUACAGGAUGCCUAAUGUGAAUAAGGAGUUCUUUUUAUUCUUCUGCUACAGAGAGCAAAAGGUAAUUUUUAUCAUUGUGAAGACUGAGUAUUCCAUUUCGCAAAUGUCCCAUUGAUAUGGGUGAUGAUACCACUUUUGCUGCCUGUUACUUAACAAACUUGAAUUAAGUGUUUGUGAAGUUGAUAGUGAGUAUAUCCCUUCUAUCCUUACAUUCUGAUUAUACCAGUUAUGUUUCAUUUACAAAAAUGUAAGUCAAGCAACUGAUACUUAUAAAUUACUAUGAUCAUGCAGGUAGAUUAAUUAUGGGUGAUUAAAUGAACAGUUCAAAACAACUCUGCUACCUGAUGUUUCGAUUCAGUCCCUGAAAGAAUCGGUUCACUGAAAUAUUAACUCCGAACAUACUUUGAAGAAGUUUUUUAAAUUGGGAAAAAGUAAACAUACUAUUUCCAAAAAUAUAAUUCAGUCAUUAGGAACUGGAAGUGCAUAGGAAAGCAGCAAUUCACAUAGAGUUUAGAACACUUUGUGUCCUUGUUAAUAGAGAACUAACCGUGGAUUUAGGUUCCCAGUAGCUGCUGUAGUGUAAUAGAGCCCUUUAAUACUUUAAACCUUUUUUGAAAUACAAUUUUGGUUCCUGGUAUAAAACUCAACAGUGUAUAGUAAAUGUGUUGAGGGGAGAUGUAGUUUAGUGCUCACUAUUUAGUUUGCAAUUUCUGUAAAGGUUUGAAAACAAGCUAAAUUGUCACGAAGCAGAAGCUUUGAAUUAAAUUAUAUGAAAAAAAUCUGAAAGUACAUGUUUGGUUUUUCAGACUUCUGCUGAUAAAAUAGUGUUCAGUGCAAAACAGUUUCCAUUGUUGGUACAUUACUAGAGAAUGAUGGCAGGAAUAUUUUCAAGAAGACACUUGAUAGAUUGAGAUUUGGUUUCCUUGACACAUCUUUUUCCAGUUGGUCGGGGCUUCAAAUUCAGAGAAUAAAGAGCUUCAUUUAGAAUAAAUUCAUGUCUACUGAAUAUCGUUUUAUAAGUGUGAUCUGCCAAAGAACCAAGGACUUCAAAUGCUGAAGAAGUUGUUGGAAAAGGUUUUUUAAACAAAUUAAUUUUAAAAGGCUAUUAUAAACUUGUUACAAUUUUUCAGUUGAUAGGACCCACCCCUUAAUGUGCACUUAGAUGUUUAAUUGUUAUUUAGAGAUAAAAUUGGAAAAUGUUAAUCUAUUUUUAGGUGGGAUUGAUAGAAUUUCUUUUAUCAUGAAGAUUGUCUUUUUAGCUUAUGUUUUAUGAGGUUGUGAGAUGUUCACCAUUCGCUAGUUUGUACUACCGUACGACCAGAAGGAACCAGUGAAUCUGCAAAUUUCAUACACAAAAACGUGGUGAACUAUGUCCUUCAGCAACACAGUGCAGGCCCAUGAUUCAUGGCAUUGCCUCACAGCUAUAGAUACGUUCUUUGAUGGAAUGAAUACACACACACAUAUGUAUAUAUAAACAUGUAUACAUACUUUAGCUGUUAGGAUUAAAACGAAUCCUUUGAAAUCAUUAAUUGACAUAAGUAUCAGAUAAUAUUGUAACUGAUAGGAGAUUAUAAACAUUUAAUUGCAGAAAGUCUAGAGAAAAAUAGUGAAGGGUCCUCUUGGUUUGACAUUCUAAAAGUACAGUCCUAGUUCUCUCAAAAAGUGAGAAUGCCAAAAUUGCAGAUUACUGCUGUAAUCUACCUGGUUCUCUGCUUAAUGUAUUAUUAAACUUACUUAGAAUAAAAUCCAUUCCUAUUUCAGCCACCAUUCCCAGUGUGUACCUAUAAGCCUACCUUGGAAGUAGCAAGCUAACUGCUGAUUUCUUCCUUAUUUUUACACCCAUCCUGAAAGACAAAGCAUUUUUCUAUCAGUGUAUUUAAACUGGGCCUAUUGUGUUACGUGUACUUUGUUUUCAAAAUUUUCACUUCAACUUAAAUGAUCAUUUGACAUUUUUUGAGUGCCAGGAAUUGCUAAGUAACUGUAAUGUGUUGAAGAUGGGAUUAUUCCCAAGCAAGCAAAGAGUCGUUAAAAGCCAAAAUGUAAUGUGCUUGGUAUAUGACCACUUCAGAUUGUACACGCAACACUUUUUUUAUUUAUAAACCCUCUCAGAAAUUGGUAAGAAUAGGACCCCGUUAGUGGAUUUUUCCCCUUAUUUUGGUCAUGUGAGCUCUGUUUGUUUCCAUUUUAUAUUUAUACCGUUUUGCUCUGGGAAAUGCUGCAAACCCAAUUCUGGCAAGUUGUAGUGAUUUCAUUUAGUGAAGAUGCUGUUUUUAUUUUAAUAACUUUUAAGAUGUCUAUUCUAUGCAUAAGUUAUAUGAGAGGGCAUAACAAAUUAUUAGAUGUGUAGAGAUUUCUUAUGCUCUUUAGGCAUUUUUAAUAAGAAAAACAUUUUUAAAGGAACUACAUUUGUGGUUUUUUGCCAAACUGGUACAAGCUAGAAAAUGCACUAAGGACUGAGUGACCCACCUUGUUCAUUUUGCCACUGGAUAAUGUAAGUUAAGAAUGGAAUUGUUAACCCUAAGUAUAUGUUUUCUUAACUUUCAUCAGUUUCUAAAGAAAUCUAAUUUAAGUGUUUGGGGUUUUAUUUGACCUGUAUUUAUUGAGUUCUGGUCAUAGACCGGGAGCCGCGUGUCAAAUGCUUAUGGAUAGCCAGAACACAGUCAUUGGGAAGCAUAAUGGCUCAAGACCUUCUGAAUCGUUUAACUUAUUUUGUAUGUUGCAAAAAAAAAAAGUUUAUUUUGCUUGAGAGUCACAUUUUUUAUAACUGUACAGCUUUUAAGGGAUGAGAAGUGGGAAAAUACCCUAAAAUAGGAUGUAGAUUUUUACAACUGUGUUUAUGCUAGAACACCUACAGGUGCAUUAUGUAAUUAAACCUAAGAUUGUUUUAAAAAAAAACAAUUGUGCCAUGGUCUUUUUCAUUCUCCUGCCCUUUAGCAAAGUUGGUGCAUAUUAAUACUGUUCUGUGGACAAGCUUUGAAAUUAGGCAAAUAAUCCUUGUUGCCAAAGCUUUAAGAUCAUUGCAUGAAAAUUAUACACACACAUGGACACAAACAUACAGAGAUCUAGUUUAUGUUAAUGUAAAUGGAUUUUUCAACUUCCGAACAGCUAUGAUAGCCCAAAUUUUGGCAGUUAAGAGCAUACUCUUAGUGUGUGAUUUUUGUGAUGCCUAACUAGGUUAUUCUCAGUGUUGGUCUGGUGUUUUGUUCUCUUAUCCAAGUAGCUUCUUGAUGAUGGAUCUGCAUUGUAGCUUCUUGCUCAGACCUACCGAGAGGUUUUAUAUAUGCCCUGAAAGGGAGUGUCCAGUGAUGGGGCUGGGGGUGGGUAGGACAGAGUUUGGUUUCUUUCAAAUUUGUAAAAGAAAUGAAAAAUCAGAAUUGCUCAGUUUGGUUCUUUUUAUUCAGUAGACUUGAUUCCACAGGAAUAUUUACUGGAAGCAUGGCGGGAAGGGAUAGUAAGAUGCUUCAAAUUCCAAUUCCCUCAUUUGAUAAAAAAAAAAAAAAUGUGAUGUCUUGUAGAGCUGCCGAUUCUAGCAGUGUUAGGCAUAUUUUACCAUAAGUUACACUAAGAUACCUUUGUUCAAAUGCCAGUGGGGUGUUUUCUUUUUGUUGUUGUUUUUUGCCAUCUCAUAAUUUUACCUUUCUAAUAUCUUAGCUUUGUAGCACAAGCAUAUUAAAUUCAUCUAAGUGUGUCAUAAUUUCUAUCCAAACUACCUUUAUCUUCAGCUAAUGUGGGAUGUCAGUUUCUUGGCUAUCCUCAUUUGAUGAGAGGUACAGUCUGGGAAUCAUGAAUUUCCAGGUGAAGAAUACAAAUUCCAGAUAAGAAUUUGUAAAUAAUAUGUUAGAUUUUCAUUUUGUUUUUAAAGUAAUAGCUGGAAUUCAGGGAGUGUUUGAUCAGAAUGCCUCUUGGAUUUUCAAGCAUGCUUAUAUGAAAUGCUUUAUUUUCUUAUGCAUAAAGCAAAUUAUUCCUGGAAUAGGUUCUCAGAAUGCUUUAUUUUGUUGCUAGAUGAGAGCUAAAGCAGAAGCUCCAAGAUUAACAAAACUGUUGAGGUAAUCAGGAUCUAUGUGCUAUUAUUAAUCAAAUAGAGGAAGCUGAAGUGCUCUCUACCACAUAUAUCGUAUUGCAUGUGUGUGGGGGGUGGGAGGGAAAGAGAUCUGAAAACUGGAAAUGUGAUUCCAAUAAUGCACAAAGUAAAUUUUGUGCAUGGGAAAUAUGGGAAUUCCUGGUAGCUUAAAGCUUCAGGGGCUAACUGCAGUGUAUGAACACCUAGUGUGUUAGAAUUGCAGUGCUUAGUUGUUUAAAUAUAUUCCUUGUAAGUGACAACCAAAAUAUGUUGUGGCUCGUGCCAAUAUUUUUGUUAAUGAAAUGUUCAAUGUCUCGCUACAGUCCGAUCAGAACUCUUGGUGUUAUAAGCUAGGCCUAAAGCUAUUUUAUAGCUGUUGGCCUAAUUGUACAAUAUAAAUUUUUCUUUCAAAAUGUUUUAUUGACUACUUCUGUCAUUUCCUUCACUUAAUAUAUGUCAAUUGUCAUAAUAAAAAAUUUAAAUGA